Melospiza melodia melodia is the source of this 2535-nucleotide messenger RNA. RefSeq names its product SH3 domain containing kinase binding protein 1 (gene SH3KBP1). The record is from RefSeq and is a predicted model, not a curated record. NCBI's taxonomy places the organism in Eukaryota, Metazoa, Chordata, Aves, Passeriformes, Passerellidae. Gene Ontology annotation, molecular function: protein binding. Bases 140 to 2197 code for a protein of 685 amino acids. The transcript is spliced from 19 exons. Gene Ontology annotation, biological process: cell migration; actin filament organization.
GAGGAGGGAGCGGCUCUGUCAGCGCCUCCGCUCCGCGCGGCGGCGGCUCGGGCGGUCCUUCGCCCCCUUCCUCGUCGUGGCCACCCGCCCCAAACUUUCAGCCUGUUGUCGCUGCCAGGCGAAGCCCAGCUCGACAUAAAUGGUGGAGGCGAUAGUGGAGUUUGACUACAAAGCUCAACACGAUGAUGAGCUGACAAUCACUGUCGGUGACAUAAUCACCAAUAUCAAGAAAGAUGAUGGAGGCUGGUGGGAAGGACAGCUCAAAGGCAGAAGAGGUUUGUUCCCUGACAACUUUGUAAGAGAAAUAAAGAAAGACAUGAAGAAAGAAAAUACUGCCAACAAACCACCAGAGAAGCCUAUAAAUGAAGUUUCCAAUGGAAGCCCUUUACUGUUGUCUGAGACAAUUAUUAGAACCAACAAAAAAGGAGAGAGAAGCAGAAGAAGAAGAUGUCAGGUGGCUUUCAGUUACAUGCCUCAAAAUGAAGAUGAAUUGGAAUUAAAAGUUGGUGACAUCAUUGAAGUUGUGGGAGAGGUGGAAGAGGGCUGGUGGGAAGGUAUACUCAAUGGGAAGACUGGCAUGUUUCCUUCCAACUUCAUAAAGGAGCUCUCUGAUUCUGAUGAUGUUGGAAUAGCACAGGAGGAGCAACUAAAGUCAAGAAAAUCUGCCUUUGAAGGGACAAUUCUGUACAGAGUGGCACCGGCAAAGAUUGACAGCUACAGACGUUAUAACAGCCUAAAAGAUGCUACAGGCUCUGAGAGUGACGGUGGUGACUCUUGCAGUACAAAAUCAGAAGGAGCCAAUGGAGGCACGACAAUCCAACCCAAAAAGGUCAAAGGUGUUGGCUUUGGAGAUAUCUUCAAAGACAAACCCAUUAAGCUACGACCAAGGUCAAUAGAAGUUGAAAACGACUUCCUCCCAGUAGAUAAGAGUGUUGGGAAGAAAUUACCUCCAGCCACAGCAACUCAGGAGCCAACAAAAAUAGAAGUGGACAGCAGAACAAAAAACAAGGAGUAUUGCAAAGUGAUAUUUCCGUACGAAGCGCAGAACGACGAUGAACUCACAAUCCGGGAAGGUGAUGUUGUCACACUUAUCAGCAAGGAUUGCAUUGAUGUGGGUUGGUGGGAAGGAGAACUCAAUGGCAGACGAGGUGUCUUUCCAGAUAACUUUGUCAAGCUACUCCCUUCAGACUUUGAGAAAGAGAGACCGAAGAAACCACCACCUCCAUCAGCUCCUGUCAUCAAACAAGGAUCAGGGACCACAGAUCGAAAGCAUGAAAUCAAGAAGAUACCACCCGAAAGGCCAGAAUGUCUUCCUAAUCGAACAGAAGAAAAAGAAAGAUCAGAGAGAGAGCAAAAGCAGCUAGACUUGCAGAAGCCUUCAGUUCCUGCUAUACCUCCGAAGAAACCCCGGCCCCCCAAAGCCAACGCUGUGUCCAGACCUGGCACCUUGCCCCCGAGACGACCAGAAAGACCAGUUGUGCCUGUGACUCAUGCAAGGAGUGAUAGUCCAAAAGUGGAAUUAGUGGGCAGUACGGUAUCUGGCACGCUAGAGAAAGACUCCUCUGAAAGAAGCAAUGACAUCGACUUGGAAGGUUUUGAUUCUGUAAUACCAAUUGCUGAGAAGCUUAAUCAUCCAACUACAACCAGACCAAAAGCUACUGGCAGGCGACCACCCUCCCAGUCUCUCACAUCUUCAUCCCUUUCAAGCCCUGAUUUCUUUGACUCACCAAGUCCUGAAGAUGAGAAGGAAGACCAUGUUUCCAUUACUCACAAAACUCUUGAAGUGUCAAGGAAAUCAAGAACUGUUACAAUAUCACAAGUGUCUGAUAACAAAACUUCCUUGCCUCCAAAACCAGGAGGUCUGGCUAGUGGCAGUAAUGUACAACCAUCACUAUCCCCUUCACCAUCACCUGGAUUUCACUCAAUUGCUAUGGGAACAACAGGCCACAGGUCAAAUUCCCCAUCCCUGUUUGGUACUGAAGGAAAGCCAAAGACUGAGCACUUGAGCCAAGGUCAGACUGCCCUGGAGGAGCUGAGAACACAAAUUAGGGAGCUGAGAACCAUCAUUGAAACCAUGAAAGACCAGCAAAAAAAAGAGAUAAAACAGUUGCUCUCUGAGUUGGAUGAAGAGAAGAAGAUCCGUCUACGAUUGCAGAUGGAGGUUAAUGACAUAAAGAAAGCUCUUCAAUCAAAGUGAAUACUUGAUAGGUGGAAUGUUGCAUUAUUCUUCAUGACUGAGACUCAAAUUUAUGCCCCAGCCAAAAUAACUUUGUGCCAAAUGAUUUAAGAAUUGCCUCAACAUCCCUUUAUUUGAAGGAUUAGCACAACAGUUUUUGAUAGCACAACAAAAAUACCAACAAGAACAAAUUUCUACCCAAAGCCGUGCUGUGCGGCACUAGUUGUGACUGAAUUAAUCUUCUUGUGCUAAAGGCUCUCUACUUCAAGAUCCUAGGUGAAAUGAAAACUCAGGCAGUUUAGUCCAUAGUGGUACUAUUUUGAUGAUAUUUUUCCAUAAAUAAAGUGUAUUUCAGAUUA